Messenger RNA from Pseudoliparis swirei, 3371 nucleotides. RefSeq names its product growth arrest-specific 2 like 3 (gene gas2l3). The transcript has 9 exons. Gene Ontology annotation, biological process: actin crosslink formation. Lineage: Eukaryota; Metazoa; Chordata; Actinopteri; Perciformes; Liparidae. Gene Ontology annotation, cellular component: actin filament. Gene Ontology annotation, molecular function: microtubule binding; actin filament binding; cytoskeletal adaptor activity. The coding region runs from base 253 to 2331 and encodes 692 amino acids. The record is from RefSeq and is a predicted model, not a curated record.
CCUCCCAUCCAUCCUCCCUCCCUGUCAUUCUCUCGCCACCUCUCCUUCGCUGCUCACUCGCGGAGCCACAUCGCGGACGGUCUGGCAGGACGGCACCGAGCGCAGCGCAGGGUUUUUAUUUUCUGACUCUGCAUUGCCGAGGAUGUGUUUUUGAGUCUGAUCACAGAUGUUCCGCGGAGCUCCCUCGCUUGACAACCGCACCGCUUCUUCUGGUCCCGAGAAUGAAGAAGUGAGUCAUCGGUGAUCGCAGUCAUGGCUGUCCAGACUGGCAUCCAGGUGUGGUUCGGCGAGAAAUUUGACGCCCCGCUGCUGAGCCCAAGGAGCCCCAGCAGCCCGUUGACCCAGCGACACGGCCCCGGCCUCACAGAUGUCUUCCAGUAUGACCAGUGGCUGGCAGUGCGACACGAAGCCGCCCUGGUGCCCAUGCAGGAGGAUCUGGCCAUCUGGCUCAGUGGCAUGCUGGGCGAGGAAGUGAGAGCAGAGUUCUUCAUGGAGGAGCUGAACAACGGCGUGAAGCUGUGCCGGCUCAUCGGCGUGCUGCAGACGAAGAUCACCCAGAGCUGCCCCGCCGAGCUCUGCAAGCUGUUCUCCACGAGGAACAUCGCGUGCAAGCGGAACGCCUCUUCAGGGUCCUUCUUCGCUCGCGACAACACCGCCAACUUCCUGGCCUGGUGCCGCCACGUCGGCGUGGAGGAGACCUACCUGUUUGAGUCGGAGGGCCUCGUGCUGCACAAGGAGCCUCGCCAAGUGUGUCUCUGCCUCCUGGAGAUCGGCCGCAUCGUCUCCAAGUACGGCGUGGAGCCUCCUGUGCUGGUGAAGCUGGAGAAGGAGAUCGAGCUGGAGGAGACUCUGCUGAUGGCGGAGGAGCCGCCCGCGGCCGUGAAAACCUUCAGCGUGUGCUGCCAGCACGGCGGCCUCUACCAGCCCGGGGAGCACGGCAUGGACGACCCACCCUGCCACUGUGCCAACCGAGUCUCCAUCGAGUACCUGUCUGAGGGACGCUACAGACUGGGAGACAAGACCCUCUUCAUCCGGAUGCUUCAUGGGAAACAUGUGAUGGUGCGCGUCGGUGGCGGCUGGGACACCCUGCGAGGCUUCCUGAUGAAGUACGACCCUCUGCGGGUGCUGCAGUUCACCACCCUGGAGCAGAAGAUCCUGGCCUUCCAGAAAGGCCCCCCCGGCCUGGGAGGUCACCACGGCAAUGCGGCUCCACCCACUCCUCCCGACAUGGACCCCCUCGCCGCAGUCAACGACCUCAUCUCCUCCUCGUCCUCCUCUUCCUCCACCACCUCAUCAUCGUCGUCGUCUUCCUCCUCCCGUAAGCCGCCGUCUGUGACCGCCGGGGGUCAGGCGUGUCGCUCGUCCCCGGCCUGCACGCCCACGUUGAACAGGAAGGGCCCUGCCGCGGCGCCUAAGAAGAAUCUGCCCAGGAAGCCCACCCAGCUGCCCCUGUCCAUCAGCACGGCCACAGCUGGCUCCUCUCUGCCCCCCGUGCCGGUGGGUCGCUCCAGACAGCCCCACCACCUCCUGGGGGCGCAGGUCCGUCGCAGAGCUCAGACUCCAUGCCCGGUUCCAUUGCCUGCACAUGCAGAUCCGAGCCCCGCCUCCAAGCUGAAGCUCAGACCGUCACCGCGUGGCCCCGCCUCUCAUCCCAGGAGCCCCGUCUGCCCCGAGCCGUCUUCCAAAUGCCCCAAACCCUCCAGCCUCAUCACCCCUGUGCCUCGCCCUGCCACUGCUCCAGCACGGGGCCUCGCCACAAAAGAGGCCCGGCCCCCAUUGGGUGCCAGCCAGCGCUCGCGCCUCCUUGCUCAGCGGCGUUCGGGCUCCCCGGCUUCGCGCCUCCGCCUCCAGGCCGCGAGGCGGGUGCGGACAGCCGCAAGAGGUGCAGCGGCGCCAACUCUGCAAACCCGGACCACCACCCCGAGUUCACGGACGGCCUCCCCGGAGCCGCCAAAGCCGACCUGCUCGCUGCCGAAGAGCAAAGAGGUCGCAGCCAAAGCCAAGGGACCGGCCCCUCUCCGCAUCCCAGCGGCCCCUCCACGUGGAACCGCUGCUGCCCCCGGGCGGGUCCCAGUAGGCAACACGGGCCCUUCCCCCACCAGCAAAGCCAAUCAGAAGGCAACGGACACAGCACAGAGGGUGGGGCGAAAGCAAGCCGUCACCGGGAGGUCAGCUGUCCAACCGGACGCGUCCCCGGCCCCGAAGAAAACCGUCUCCAACGGCAAAGCUGCAAAGACCGAGCCCGGCGUCCUCAAGAAGAUCCAGCAGCACAAAGGCAAAAGCGAGGACCCUUAUUUUGAAAUGAACAGCCGCAGGAGACCGAGGACGUAACUCCGGUCUCUGAGGACUCGCUGGCUUCCUGUUGGAACUCUUCCUCCUCAAACAGCUUCUCAUUGUUGUCUUCAAAUGUAUUUUAGUUUUUUUGUAUGUUAUUUAACAGCGUAAAAAAAAAAAAAUGUAAUCCAGGGUCAAAGGUCAUGUAUGUCUUCUCUCUGGUGAUUGAAUGGUCUUUUUGAUUGAGCGGUCAGGUGACCUGGUCAACACUAAAACUUGCACAACGUUUACAUUCUCACUCGUCUCAUGUGAAGCUGUCCCAGAGGAUUUGUGUUCGUUGGCUUUCGCAGAACAAAGGAUUUAAUUUAAUCGCUAACAUUAACCUCAAAGCAGCAUCCCAGGAUACAGCCAUGGUUUAGGAAAAGGCACUUGGGCGACUGGAUCGGUUUGUAUUCGUGGGUCAGAAGGUCCGAGGCCCGCUUUCCCCAUUCAGCUACCAAAGUUCUGACAUGUCUGGAGUUUUUGAGACACAACUGGAACACAAAUCAUGGUUUCUGGUGAUUGCUUUGCUCCCCGUUGUGAACGUACUCUCCGCUGGUGGAUGUUCGGACGUGAUACUCGUGUCUUGAUGUUUGUAGAAGUGAUGUCUAGGUGGGAGGUUCAUCUCCAUGGCGCCGGACAAGGAGUCAUCAGAACGGCCUUUCCUGUCGUGUGCCUUCAUCAGAAAUGUCUCGUUUCUGAGCGGUAUUAGAUGGGGGGGGGUUAUGGUUUUUACUGAUAAAUUGCACAUUGUGUACGAGCACUCAUGACUUUGGUUUUUCUCAGAGAAAAGCCGAAGAUGAACUACUGAUCGAACGCCUCUUCUUUUUCACAGAAGACACUCCAGAAUCUACGUUUGUGUGUACAAAUCUAGUUUUCUAUGUGGUGUUUGUUUAUGUGCGAGUCCACUAUACAUGUCCGGCUUUUCUUUUUCCUCGUUUGGCACUUUACAGGAACCGCCAUGUUUGUCUGGAUUUGAAUGUUGAUUCUGUCGAUAUGUCUCUUGUUUCGGCUACCGUUUGUGUUUUGAUUAAUAAAUGGGCAAAUGUUUUAAAGAC